AUGAGAGCCUCAUCAACCUCAUCAACACCUUCAACGCCUGCCAUAGAAAAGGUUCCAUCGCAGGAUGCUUACUCAACCAUUGAACCAGACCUUCUCAAUAGAAAUGAUUUUGUCUGGACAAACAAGGAAGAACCUCAUCUUAGAAGAAAGUAUGAAAUGCUAAAGAAGUAUCCACAAAUUGAAAAACUGUUCGGCUAUGAUCCAGAAACAAAGUGGCAAUGCAUCUUUUUCGUCCUUCUCCACUUUUUAAUUUGCUACUUGGUUAAGGAUAGAAGUUGGUGGUUGCUGAUUCCGACUGCUUGGCUUAUUGGUGGUGCCUUUGUUCAAUCAAUGACAGUUGCUAUUCAUGAAAUUACACAUGGGAUGUGUUUUGAAAAGUUAGAACACAAUUAUUACUUUGCAAUCUUUUGCAAUUUAUCAAUGGGCAUUCCUUCUGCAAUGACCUUCAAGAGAUAUCAUAGUGAACAUCAUUUGUAUUUGGGUGUGCCUGGUUUGGAUGCUGAUAUCACAACCAAGUAUGAAGGCAGAUAUGUGAGAGGUCCAAUCAUGAAAAUUCUUCACAUUAUCUUUUUGGGUUUGAUUUAUGGUAUCAAACCAUUACUUGUCUCUCCAAAGGUUCCAAACAAGUGGGAAAUUUUGAAUAUUGUUGUAACUUUGACUUUUGAUUCAGUUCUGGUCAUGAUGUGGGGUUAUAGAGCUCUUGUUUAUUGUUUGAUUGCUACUCUCUUUGGUUUGGGUCUUCAUCCAUUGUCUGGUCACUUUAUUUCUGAACAUUGGUUGACUAAGACUGGACAAGAAACAUACUCAUACUAUGGACCUGCUAACUGGUUCAUGUUCAAUGUUGGUUAUCAUAAUGAACAUCACGAUUUCCCAAGAAUUCCAUGUACCAAAUUGCCACUCUUGAGACACAUUGCUCCUGAAUAUUAUGGUUUCGAGGAUGUUAUUGGUAUGAAGAGAGAGGGUGACAACUCAAAUGAUAAGUACUCAUCAGAAGUACAGGAAAUGUAUCACUUGGACUCUUGGUCUGGAGUUUUAUGGAACUAUAUUACUACAGAUGGAUAUAAUCCAUUUGUUAGAAAGGUCAGAACUGUGGAAGAUCACAAGAAGGCAAGAAAGGAUUGGUAUUCUCGCGGUUAUACUGAACAUGCAUGUUCUAACGAAGAAAACCAAAGUUAA
Naegleria gruberi is the source of this 1176-nucleotide messenger RNA. RefSeq lists its product as uncharacterized. Bases 1 to 1176 code for a protein of 391 amino acids. Gene Ontology annotation, biological process: ceramide biosynthetic process. The transcript is spliced from 3 exons. The record is from RefSeq and is a predicted model, not a curated record. Gene Ontology annotation, molecular function: sphingolipid delta-4 desaturase activity. NCBI's taxonomy places the organism in Eukaryota, Heterolobosea, Eutetramitea, Acrasida, Naegleriidae.